AGUCAUGAUUGUUGUUGUCAUUCAUUGCAAAUUUAUAAUUAAUUUAAUUGCGUUGUUUUGUAUUUAUUUCUGUGUAUAAUAAUCACGCCAUCAUGGCAUUAGUUUUAAGGAGGUCAUAUUUAAAAGCAAGAGAACAUUUGAUUCCCAACCCAAAACAGAAAAUGCAAAUACCUUCAUGCCUCUUUGCGUUACUCAACAACCGUUCUUUUGGAGACAAUAAAGGCAAUAAUCCUGACUUUAUUAACAGCACAAUUUUAGUAGAAAAUGGAUUUAAUGUUCAAGAGCUUCCAGUAGUUGUAAGGAAGCUGAAAAAUAUAUCUGAAAUGGAUGAUGGGGCGUCCUCAGAGGAUACAAAACCGAAGGUCGAUCCCGCUAACUAUCAUCUUAUUCAAGCCGAAUUUAAGCAAUGCGUUGACCUGAGGGAUGUAUUUUCCUUGCUGUCAAAAUGUACUAAAAUUACACCCAACAUAGCUUUGGGGGCAAUGGAAAGAAUUUAUGAUUUAGAAAAAGAGCCUCACGCUUUAAUGGACCUGAAAGGUAACCACAUCCACAUGGCUAAGGGUGCUAUAUUAGAUAAAUUACUAAAAGUUGUGAUGAAGACUGAAGAUACACAAACUAUCAUAAAUAUAUUGAAGUCAAUUUCUACAUUCAUGGAGCCUUACAAAAACCAAUUUUGUGAUGAAUUAUUGUUCAGAGCGAUUGAUAACAAGUUGUCUAUAGAGCAACUUUGCACAUUUAUUGAAUUCCUUGCAGAAAAUAAAGCAAAUCCAAAGUAUAUUGAAACUAUUGACAAAUUGUGGGUUGGUUUUGUACAGAAAGAGAGUGAUAUAGAUGAAUCAAAUAUAGCUCUGAUGUUUAGCAUAUUGCCUGGAUUAAAAGUAAGCAAAAGGAUUGUUUUGUCUUUACUGGAACAAAAAUUGACAGAUCUAUGGCAGAAAAUAAAGGUGCCAGUGAUGCAAGAAAUCCUUAACAGCUUUGUUGAAGAAAAAUAUUUGUCUAUGCAGUCAUUUGCUUUGGUUAGCAGAUGGGUACACACUAACAUACAUGCUCUGGAUGAAGACUCAUUCUUGGAUGUGGUGUCCAAACUAACAAGACUCAAAUAUACUGAUGACCAGAUAGAAAAUGCAGUUGAAAAGUAUGUUAAAUUAAAGAUAAAUAAAAUAGAAUCACAUGUAUUGAUUGUAGGUAUUUUAAAUUAUUGCAUGCAAUUUCAAAUACGUAAUGCUCAGAUUUUGAAUUCUUGUAGUGAGUUUUUUGUAAGAAAUGCAAGAAUUAUCCCUCCAAGUUUUCUAAAGUUGUACAUUUAUCCAUUUGGAUACCUUAGUUUUGACCCAAAAAAUAGUUUGCAGUUUUGGAAAACAGCUGAAAAUGUAGUAAAUUAUAAUUUUUAUAAGAUAAAUAUAGAGGAUCUGUGCUCAAUCAUUUUGUCCUAUAUUUAUUUAGGAAAAUAUCCAUUGAAAUUAGUAAGUAAGAUUUUUAGCUCAGAGUAUUUAUCAAAGGUAAAUAAGUCUGAGGCUUUAAAAAGUCUACAUUUGAUAGAUACUGCUUUGUCUUUAGAGUGCAAAGAUUACUCAGGCCCUUUAUUGCCAAAAGACCAGUGGUAUAAACCUGUUAAACAAGAUAUCCGGAUACAGAAUAUUGUCACUAAAAUUCACAGUAGCCUUGUAACUGCUGCUGGUGGUGCUGAAAAAUUGUCUGUUGAUGUGACUAUCCCACAUUUUUCAGACAAAACUUAUUUAAUUGAUGUAAUGUGCCACCCUGCUGGGCUGGAUACUACUGUUAACUGGAAUAGACAGACAUCUAGGAAUGAAAACAUAGCAAUAUUGAUUCAUUUGCCUGACCAUUACUGCUCAGAUAAUGAACAAUUGGUUGGGCCUCAAAUUAUGAGAAAGAAGCAUUUGAGAAUAUUAGGUCUAAAAGUUGUAAGUGUGAAAUAUUCAACCAUUAGUCAAUAUUAUACAUCUUACAAUAACAACAAUUUACAAAAAUAUCUGAUGGAGUGCAUUGAUAAUGCAGAAGAAUCCUUUUAAAUGAAUGAUUUCAUAAGUCAUAAUAGUGGUAUUCAUAAUAUUAUUUAAUUUUAUUAUGUUAAUAUAUUUAAUUAUCCUAAAAUAACUAAAAGAUUCACUAAUAUGUAGAAUGGAUUUAUUACAAAUCCAUAAUUAUUAAAAAAAAAUCUUACCUAACUACAUUUAAGUUAAAUAUUAUAAAGAAACACCUGCUUGUGUACAGCACCAUCUCUAAAAUCUAAAUUUCUAAUUAUACAUUAUAAUCAUAGCAUUAAGUAUGAUAUGUAACAUAGAAUAUUAUUGAUAGGAUGUGUUAUAUGUAUAU
This is a messenger RNA of Ostrinia furnacalis (Asian corn borer), 2334 nucleotides long. RefSeq names its product FAST kinase domain-containing protein 3, mitochondrial. Gene Ontology annotation, cellular component: mitochondrial matrix; ribonucleoprotein granule. Gene Ontology annotation, molecular function: RNA binding. Lineage: Eukaryota; Metazoa; Arthropoda; Insecta; Lepidoptera; Crambidae. Gene Ontology annotation, biological process: regulation of mitochondrial mRNA stability; mitochondrial RNA processing. The transcript has a single exon. Bases 93 to 2030 code for a protein of 645 amino acids. The record is from RefSeq and is a predicted model, not a curated record.